UCCAUUGCUAUGGGGUCAUGGUUGAGUCAAGAAAGAGGGUAGUGUAUGGCACUGCAUUGCCUUGCUGUACACUCUUAUUCUUUAAUCCAUUUGGCUUUUACUCUCUUUUUGUUCCCUCUUUGCUCAUUCGUUUACUUUGCCAAAUAAAGUAGAAAAAGAAAAUGCAAAAAAAAAACCCCUCACUUUUCUGAAUCUUGAGCCCUUUUAUUUUUUUAUUUAAAAAAACGUUUUUUUAUAUUUUAUUUUGAAUUUGGGUUGUGAAGCAUAUGUCUUUAGUUGUAAACUUGUAGCUGUUACUGAAUCUUCUCUCAAGCUCAGGGGAAAAAAAAAAGAAAGCUUUCAAUCUCAUCAUGCAAAUUCACACUGGAUUUAUGUUCUGCUAUGCUUCAGAUUCUUCAUUGUUCUUGUGACAAGUACUUGUCAGAACCUGAAGCUGCUUCAACUUCCAUAGCUUCUUCUUCUUCCGAGUUCUGCCAUGAAUCACCAUUCUGCUCCUCAGGUUCCAUUAAGGAAACUAUGAAGGAUGGAAGAGGUUACUUUGAAUUCAAUUGUCAACAUUUUAUACCUUUCAGCAAGAAAACUAUCCAUGAAGUUCUAUUUACCUCUACUGCAUCCUUUAUUUUUAAUCAUUGUUAUUCUUUCUCCUCUGGUCUUUGCUGACUUAAGUUCCGAUAAGCAAGCCCUUCUUGAUUUUGCUGCGGCUAUCCCCCACCGUCGCAACCUUCAAUGGAAUUCAUCUACCAAAGUUUGUACAUCUUGGGUAGGUGUCACUUGCAAUUCGAAUGGCACCCGUGUUGUUUCUCUCCGGCUCCCUGGAAUUGGACUAGUUGGCACCAUCCCCGCUGACACGCUCGGCAAGCUUGAUGCUCUUAGAAAUCUCAGCCUUCGUUCAAACCUACUCUUUGGAAGCCUACCUGCCGAUAUUACUUCUCUUCCAUUACUCCAAAACCUCUACCUUCAGCAUAAUAACCUUUCCGGUAAUAUACCUACCUCAUUGCCUCCCCAACUCAAUGUACUUGAUUUGUCUUACAAUUCUUUCUCCGGUGGUAUUCCAAAGACACUACAGAAUUCAACACAGCUAACAAGAUUGAGCCUACAGAACAAUUCCCUAUCCGGAGAGAUACCGAAUCUCAAUGUUGCUAAGCUCAGGCAUUUGAAUUUAAGCUACAACCACUUGAAUGGCUCUAUCCCUCCUGUUCUUAAGAACUUCCCGAAUUCUUCCUUUGAAGGGAACUCUCACUUAUGUGGAUUGCCUCUAAAGCCAUGCUCUGUAGCUCCCCCAAGACCUCCGUCAGCGUCACCUCCAUCGUCACCUCUUGUAAGAAAAAGCUCCAAACAUAAACUGAGUAAGGCAGCUAUAAUCGCAAUCGCUGUUGGUGGAUGCGUGCUUUUGUUGUUGUUAGUUCUUGUCAUUGUUCUUUGCUGUUGUUUGAAGAAAAAAGAUGAUGGAAAUGAAAGGCCUAGUAGUGUAAGUAAAGGGAAGGGUCCUAGCGUUGGAGGGAGGAGCGAGAAGCCAAAGGAAGAGUUUGGAAGUGGGGUACAAGAACCUGAGAAGAACAAACUGGUUUUCUUUGAGGGAAGUUCCUACAACUUUGAUCUCGAGGAUCUGUUGAGGGCUUCGGCUGAAGUUUUGGGGAAGGGUAGUUAUGGUACUGCAUAUAAGGCUGUGUUGGAGGAGUCGACAACUGUCGUGGUUAAACGGUUGAAAGAAGUUGUGGUGAGCAAAAAGGACUUCGAGCAGCAGAUGGAGAUCAUAGGAAGAGUCGGACAGCAUCCGAAUGUGUUGCCACUUCGCGCAUAUUAUUAUUCAAAGGACGAGAAGCUUUUGGUUUAUGACUAUGUCCCAGGUGGCAAUUUAUCAACACUUUUGCACGGUAAUAGAUCAAGUGGAAGAACUCCAUUAGAUUGGGACUCAAGAUUAAAACUCUCACUUGGAAUUGCCAAAGGAAUUGCUCACAUACAUUCUGUUGGUGGUCCGAAAUUCACUCAUGGAAAUGUCAAAGCCUCGAAUGUGCUCAUCAGCCAAGAGAAUGAUGGAAGCAUUUCUGAUUUCGGUCUGACGCCACUCAUGAAUGUUCCCACAGCUCCCACUAGAGCUGCAGGUUACCGUGCGCCGGAAGUCAUUGAAACCAGGAAGCACACUCAUAAAUCGGAUGUGUACAGUUUCGGUGUCCUCCUUCUUGAAAUGCUUACUGGGAAAGCUCCGCCAAUGUCUCCAGGACGCGAUGAUAUGGUUGAUCUCCCAAGGUGGGUCCAAUCGGUCGUUAGGGAGGAGUGGACGGCCGAGGUUUUUGAUGUGGAGCUAAUGAGGUACCAAAAUAUUGAAGAAGAAAUGGUGCAAAUGUUGCAAAUUGGCAUGGCAUGCGUGGCGAAGGUUCCGGAUAUGAGACCUACCAUGGAGGAGGUAGUGAGGAUGAUAGAAGAGAUCCGGCUAUCUGACUCCGAGAACCGGCCGUCUUCCGAAGAGAAUAAAUCCAAGGACUCAAAUGUUCAAACUACUCCAUGAUUAUUAAAUCUGAUUGAUUUACUUUUGCCUUGUUUUCCUUACAAACCAAAUUGAUUUCUAGAACUUUCUUAUCCAGGAAGCAAACAUAAAAUGGUAUAUAAGAGUGGCCUUCAAUAUUUGUCAUGGAUGAAAUUCCUUGAGUUUAUUUGAGUAGCUUUUACUUUCUUGAAUUCUUGUGUAUUAUUAACAUUGUGAUUCAAUUGAUGAUGUUCAUUCAAGAACAAUUUAACCCCCUCUUAAUUGUUGU
Arachis stenosperma is the source of this 2753-nucleotide messenger RNA. Its product is annotated as probable inactive receptor kinase At5g58300. The transcript is spliced from 3 exons. The record is from RefSeq and is a predicted model, not a curated record. Bases 524 to 2506 code for a protein of 660 amino acids. Gene Ontology annotation, biological process: protein phosphorylation. Gene Ontology annotation, molecular function: ATP binding; protein kinase activity; protein binding. NCBI's taxonomy places the organism in Eukaryota, Viridiplantae, Streptophyta, Magnoliopsida, Fabales, Fabaceae.